GUAUACCAACCUGGCAAAAAUAAAGACACCAACAAUGGCGACUAGGUUAUAUACAAUAAUUAAAAUUUAAUGUUAUUGUUUAUUGAUUAAUGAUUUAAUGAUUACUAAGUGAAAAAUCCGCAAAAAUGGACAUUUGUCGAUUGUGUUCCUCCAAGCCCGAAAUAUGCUACAACAUUUUCAAAAAAAACAUCGUCAACAUGAUUAGUGCACUAACAAACAACCAAAUUGAACCUUAUUAUGAGGGCGUUUCGGCCUGGGUUUGUGUGAAAUGUUUCCUCAACCUAAAAAUGGCCUACAAUUUCCAACAAAAAAUCCUAAAAAAUGAGCAACUGCUCCUGGACAGAGUUACACAACAGUCUGAGGAAAACACGUGUGAUGAAAAAGUUGUGAUUAACGAUCGAGAUGUGGUCAAGUUGUGUGAAGAAACCACAGAAAUUGAGGAACAAACACCGCCAGAAAUCGUACAAAUUUUCUCCCACAUUCGUCUGAAAAAAAUCACAAAAAACUCGUUUGUUACCGAAAAACCCCUAAUUACAGAUGAACCAAUCAAAACAGAGCUUUGUGACGUCAAAUGUGACAUAACCGUGGAAACUGAAGAUGUCAAAUGUGAGGAAACCAUGGCAACAAAUAAUGCUGUAGAAGAACCAAUCACGAGUGAUGAAAUUAAAUCUGAACCAAUGGAAGCUGCGAUUUGUGACAAAAGCGCAACACUUGUGAAUGACAGUCGAGAUGUCAUCAAGGCCUGCUAUUCGCACUUGGGGGAAACCCCGCCCGAAAUCAAAAAACUCUUCUCCAUAAUUCGCUCGAAGAAAAUCACCAAAAAUUCGUUUGUUCCACCAGAACCGGUCAAGACAACAACAACUGAGCGAAUUUAUUGUAAAAUUUGUCAACGAGUUAUGACAAAGCUACGCUUCCAGAAACACAGGCAUAAGAAGCGGCGACGAGGUCGCCAACCUGACAAAACAUACAAUGUAUAUACGCGAGUUAAAUUCCAUUAUUGAUCCUUAAAUAAUUGAAAGAUAAAUAAUUUGUUUUACUAAAGUUGUAGAAUAAUCCCUACAUCACCUAAAAUUAUUUUCAUGUAUACAGGGUGUUUCAGAAAUGAACUAUAAACUUGUUUUGUUGUUUGUAUUGUAACUAAUUUCGGGAACACUAUGUAUACUUAAAAAUAAUAAUAAUAAGUGAUGUUCAGGAGUUAAGUAUACGGCUUUCGUAACAAAAAAUGUUUUUCUUUUUAAUUUUUAAAGGACUAUAAUUUUUCAGAUCGCUGUAUAAAAUAUAUAAAUAACACUAGAAAAAAUCUUAAUGCCAAAAAAUAGUUAUUUAAUAAUAAAUGAGUUAAAUACAA
Molecule: messenger RNA, 1348 nt
Organism: Tribolium castaneum (red flour beetle)
Lineage: Eukaryota; Metazoa; Arthropoda; Insecta; Coleoptera; Tenebrionidae
Exons: 2
Coding region: 126-1001 (291 amino acids)
Cellular component (GO): nucleus
Molecular function (GO): zinc ion binding
Source: RefSeq, a predicted model, not a curated record